Pelagomonas calceolata is the source of this 874-nucleotide messenger RNA. The record is from the annotation of a GenBank genome assembly. Lineage: Eukaryota; Pelagophyceae; Pelagomonadales; Pelagomonadaceae.
CCUUCUUAAUCCCUCAGGCUCCUAUUCCAAAAUUUGUCCCGAAUGCUAACGAAGUUGACCGGGUUCCCAUAUAGCAUGCUGCCACUGGCAGUGAAUAGGCGAGCCCCCGGGCCGCGCGCGGAACACAGAAACACCUAUUCAACUGGUCUUGGUCUUGAUAGCCUCAGCCUGAGAAAUAUUACGUGGCCAACACGCGCUGGCUCCAGCCAGGUAAAUUGGUCAUAGUGUAUCGUCCACCCAAUCGGAAUAGUGAUGCCCCAGUGUCCUCUAAGCUCCUAAUGCAAUUUACUGGGCCGUUCCGGAUCGAAAAGAUCGUUAGAAGUGCAGUGCACCUCAAGAAUCUGGACGGCACACCAGCUGACACUCAAAAUGUGCGGAAUGUAUACCCAUAUAACCGUGAGAACGACCAUAUCCUUCAAGAUUUCGACCAUGCCUUAUUGGAUGAUGAUGAUAGAGACAAGUUUGAGGCUGGGGACAUGUGUAUUGUAGACCUGACUGAUGACGAUGGGACUCCAAACUGGGGAUUGGCCAAGAUUAGCGCAGUUAAACCCCAGAACCCCAAAGAGGAGUUCCAUCUCCAUUGGUUUGGGACCUACUCCAAAGCUAAGAGCCUCGCCAAGCGGGCUUAUGCCCCAGCGUACAUCGACAGCAGGGACGAUCUUGAGAUCUAUAAGUGGAAAAAGACAAAAACCUUAGAAGAAAUGACCAUGAGGGUCCACAGGUCCGAAUUGCGAUUCUACCCGUUCAGUUUGACGAAUAAGAACGAGAUUCCAGUGAAAAUCGUUAAGGAAUUGGUUACUGAUGGAUACGCGGUGAUGUUGAUUUCAACGGUAAAUUAGCUGAAGACCCGGCUUGAGUUCCAGGAAGGGGGGAG